Molecule: messenger RNA, 1129 nt
Organism: Lolium perenne
Lineage: Eukaryota; Viridiplantae; Streptophyta; Magnoliopsida; Poales; Poaceae
Biological process (GO): transposition
Source: RefSeq, a predicted model, not a curated record
UCGAGCGGUUACGGGAGGAGAUGGCAGCGAAGGAGCAGGCGGCCCAGGAGCAAAGGGCGCAGAUGGAGCAGCAGAUUCUGCAGUACCAGCAGCAGCAGACACAGAUGAUGCAGCAGAUGCAACAGCAGCAGCAGAUGAUGCAGCAGCAGCAGGCACAGAUGAGCUGGCUCAUGAGCCAGACGGCUCUGUCUUCUCCACCGGGGAGUCUUCCUCCUCCACCUUACUCCAUGUGGAUGCCGCCACCGCCCACUCAGACCCCGGGGACACCUAUCACCGUCAACAACAUGAACAUCAUCCGGAGCAUGAACCUCGGCAAUGACAAUGAGGCCGGCGGAAGCGGAGGAGGACAAGGUUGAUGGCAUGGUCUUCGUGCACUCGUGGUCGUUGCAAUGGAUUGUUCGCACUUGUUAUGGAUUGUAAUAUGGACAUUGCUAUGCAUGAACUAUGUGUGCUCGAUGUGGACUCUAUGUAACGGAUUGUAUGCAUGAACUAUGUGUGCUCGAUGUAUUUGUGGUGUUGUUGAUGUGUUUGGUGAUCUUAUGUUGAUAUAUAUGUUAUAUAUGCUAUAUUUGUGAAAUGCAAUAUUUGAAAUGCAGGGAUAAUUGAAAAAUAGCAAAAAAAUGAAAAAACCAGGCCCCUUUGCCGUGUGUGUGCACACGGCAAAGGACAUUUGGUCUCUUUGCCGUGUGCACACGCACGGCAAAGGGGCCACGUGUCGCCCAACUGUGCUCCUGGGAGCUCCUGGGGGGCGUGCCCGCAUGGUUCUUUGCCGUGCGUGGCAGAGCAAGGCCGCACGGCAAAGCGUCGCACGGCAAACAUUGUUGCGCACGGCAACGCAGGGCGCACGGCAAAGAAGUAGGGCGCACGGCAAAGCAACGGCGCACGGCAGCGAUGGCGACGCACGGCAAAGAUCCCUCGCACGGCAGCGUCCGCAGCGCACGGCAGAGAUGGCGACGCACGGCAAAGGGCGUUGCCGUGCAAUCCGUCCAUGCGCACGGCAAAGGCAGCUUUGCCGUCGAAGACUUUGCCGUGCAAACUAUGCCGUGCGUGCACGCACGGCAAAGCCUUUGCCGUGCGUAUAGGCCUCUUUGCCGUCCAAUGGCUCGCACGGCAAAGCCUGUUUCUCCCG